This is a messenger RNA of Stomoxys calcitrans (stable fly), 2524 nucleotides long. RefSeq names its product alanine--glyoxylate aminotransferase 2, mitochondrial. Lineage: Eukaryota; Metazoa; Arthropoda; Insecta; Diptera; Muscidae. Gene Ontology annotation, molecular function: pyridoxal phosphate binding; L-alanine:glyoxylate transaminase activity. The record is from RefSeq and is a predicted model, not a curated record. Bases 195 to 1715 code for a protein of 506 amino acids. The transcript has 5 exons. Gene Ontology annotation, biological process: glyoxylate catabolic process. Gene Ontology annotation, cellular component: mitochondrion.
ACAUUUCUUUUAGUUAGUAGCUGGCGUGGAAGUGGUUUAGUUGUGCUUGUUUGAUCUGCGGCAGUUUGUCGCUCCUAGUUUUCCUCUGUUUAACAAAGUGAUCUUACAAUUUGCAAUAAUUGCAAAAUCCAAUAUUCAAUUUAAACAAUAAAGAUUUGUGAAGAAAAAUUUAGAAAAUAAAUUAAGCGAAUAAAAUGAUGUCGCGAAAUAUGUUAGGCUCUUCGUCCCGUCUUAUGAGACAAUGUCGUUGCAAUGCUUCUACAUUAAAUUCCAAAGCUGCUCCCGCUACAGUUUCCGUGGUGCAAACGGAAAUGCCUGAUUGUGAUUUUCAGCCACCACAAUAUAAAGGGCCCAGCUAUGAUAAUAUCAAGGAAUUGAGAAAGAAUCAUUUGACACCCAAUAUGACAGCCUACUAUAAGAAGCCUUUGCUCAUGCACAGCGGUCAUAUGCAAUGGUUGUUCGAUCAUGAUGGCAAUCGUUAUUUAGAUAUGUUCGGAGGUAUUGUUACAGUAUCAGUGGGUCACUGUCAUCCCAAAGUUAACAAAGCCUUGGAGGAGCAAAUCAAGACCUUAUGGCACACCACCAACAUCUAUAUGCAUCCCAAAAUUCAUGAAUAUGCUCAACGUUUAACCGCAAAAUUCCCGGGUGACUUGAAGGCGGUUUAUUUUGUAAAUUCUGGUUCCGAAGCCAAUGAUUUGGCCAUGCUCAUGGCCCGUCUGCAUACCGGCAAUCAAGAUAUUCUGACUUUGCGCAAUUGUUAUCAUGGCAUGUCUCCCUAUACCAUGGGUUUGACAGCCCAUUCAACCUGGAGAUUCCCUUUGCCAGGAGUAGCCAAUAGCAUUCAUCAUGUUAUGAAUCCUGAUCCUUAUCUGGGCAUAUGGGGAGGCUCCAAAUGCCGUGACUCUCCCGUGCAGACAGAUCGUACAUGCGACUGCAACUCUGAGACGGGCUGCAAAGCUGCGGAUUUGUACUACAAUGAGUUGGAACAGACUUUCAAGUACUCUUUGCCGAGAGGUAGAGUGGCAGCCAUGUUUGCUGAAUCGAUUCAAGGUGUGGGAGGUACUGUACAAUUCCCCAAAGGCUAUAUAAAAAAGGCUGCAGAAUUAGUAAGGGCCAAUGGUGGUGUUUUUAUAUCGGAUGAGGUACAAACUGGCUUCGGCAGAACGGGCGAUCAUUUCUGGGGCUUUGAGGGUCAUGGUAUAGUGCCUGACAUAGUUACCAUGGCAAAGGGCAUUGGCAAUGGUUUCCCCAUGGCUGCUGUGGUCACCACUCCCAAAAUUGCCCAAUCCUUGGGCAUGGCUUUGCAUUUCAACACCUAUGGUGGCAAUCCCAUGGCCGGUGCUGUAGGCAUUGCUGUACUCGAUGUCAUCGAAGAGGAGCAACUGCAGAAGAACUCUUUGGAGGUGGGAACCUAUUUCCUCAAAAAGUUGGCUGAACUUAGGGAUAAAUAUGAGAUAAUUGGUGAUGUUCGUGGCAAGGGCCUUAUGAUUGGUGUCGAAUUGGUAUCGGAUCGCACGACCAAAGCUCCUUUGGGUGUUCCCCAUGUUUUGGAGAUUUGGGAAACUUGCAAAGACAUGGGAGUGUUGUUCGGACGUGGUGGACUUAAUGGCAAUAUCUUCCGUAUCAAACCUCCUAUGUGUAUUAAUAAGUCGGAUGUUAAAUUUGCAGUGGAUGUCUUAUCUAGAGCUAUUUCGGAAGUUUUGUCCAAAAACUAAAAUGAAAAACAAAACAAAAAGCAAAACUUUAAUCGAAAUCAUUUACAGAUUUAAAAUUAGAAUUUUUAAUUCGGUGCUUAAAUUCCUUUUUCUAGAUGUUAUCUUCCCUAUACAUUUCUAUUUUUGGCAGACAGUAGAACACCUGUACUUAUGUGGCAUUUAUGAAUAUUUUACACUCCUGCCAAUAAUCACUCUUUAUACAUUGUGGCAAUAAAAAAUUAAGUCUAUACAUAGCAAAAAAAAAAACACUUACUCUCUAACAAACAGCCCAGUAGAGCAUUCCACUAUCCUCAACCUAAGCUUCCCUAGGGUUCCCAAGUUGGAACAAAAAGUCGACUUUUAUCAAAAUAGCUAAAGUCGAUUUUUCCACUUACUUUUGCAAAAAGUCGACUUUUUGUAUUUAUCAAAGUUGAUUUUUAGAAAAAGUAGACUUUUCGAUUUUUUUUUUCAAAAAAUUCCAAAAUUAAAUUCUAAAUUAUUUUCUUCUGCUCACAAGUCUUCGUGAACUUUUUCCAUUAAGAUAUAAUCAUUUCUCUGUAUUAAGAAGAAUUUAAAAUGCAAAAUUGACACAUUUUUAUAUCAAAACCACCCCGCUAUCUUAAAACCAAUAUGGCCUAUUGCAAGUUUCCACAUUCCCGUUUUCUUUCCCCUUUUUAUACCCACCACCGUAGGCUGGGGGUAUUACACCUCGAACUACUGACCUACGACCCCAUAUAUUCUUGAUCGUCUGAAAAUUGUGAGUCGAUCCAGACAUGUUUGUCCGAUUUGGCUUUGAUUCGAUUUGAUCUGCGAUUUAGCCGAGCUAGCCA